This is a messenger RNA of Apodemus sylvaticus (European woodmouse), 3161 nucleotides long. RefSeq names its product protein phosphatase 2 regulatory subunit B'alpha (gene Ppp2r5a). Gene Ontology annotation, molecular function: protein phosphatase activator activity. The coding region runs from base 654 to 2114 and encodes 486 amino acids. Gene Ontology annotation, cellular component: protein phosphatase type 2A complex; cytosol; nucleus. Lineage: Eukaryota; Metazoa; Chordata; Mammalia; Rodentia; Muridae. Gene Ontology annotation, biological process: protein dephosphorylation; signal transduction. The transcript has 13 exons. The record is from RefSeq and is a predicted model, not a curated record.
GACCUCCUCCGGGCCGCGGGAGCGCGCACGCACGCGCACCGAGUGCCCCCUCGCCCGUACCAGCCACCCUCUCAAGUUGUAGCAGUUGCUUCCCGGGCGUGCUCCGUGGGCGGCCGGUGGGCGCGGGAGGCUGAGCGAGGGCGACGCUCCAGGGAUCGGGGUGCGGGUGGCCGCCCCGGGCGAUGAGGGGCCAGCGCUGACAGGAGAACGAGCGCUCGGCGGCGGCUCGCGCGGACCCGUGAUGGAAGCGCCCCGGGAGGAGGCUCCCGGCCGGGCGGACGGCGCGGGCAGCAGCCGCUGAAGACCUGUCUGGACUCCGCGCGCUAAGGGGCCGCGAGGCGCGCCCGGCGUCCGCACCCGCGCGCUCGCCCCAGCCGUCCAAACUUCGGGCUCGCCUCCGCCCGCCCUCGUCGCCGGGCGUCAGCAACUUGUGCGGCCCGCGCGCCCCCGCCCUCCUCUCCGCCAGCCCCGGGAGGCGGCCGCGCGGCGCGGGGAUGCGGCCGUGAGGCGCUGUCGGGUGAGGAGCAGCUCGCGGAGCGCGAGGGCGGCGCGGCCGGGGCCCGGGGCGCAGGGGCGCAGGCUCGCCGUGCCCGUCCCCCGCCGAUUGCCCGGGCCAGCCGCCGCGGGAGGCGCCGAGCGCCCGGGUCGCCGAGAUGUCGUCGCCGUCACCGCCCGCACCAGUUGCCUGCGCCGCCAUCUCGGCCUCGGAGAAAGUGGACGGCUUCACCCGGAAAUCGGUGCGCAAGGCACAGAGGCAGAAGCGCUCUCAGGGCUCGUCGCAGUUCCGCAGCCAGGGCAGCCAGGCGGAGCUGCACCCCCUGCCCCAGCUCAAAGAUGCCACUUCAAAUGAACAGCAAGAGCUUUUCUGCCAGAAGCUGCAACAGUGCUGUGUACUGUUUGAUUUCAUGGACUCAGUUUCAGACUUGAAGAGCAAAGAAAUUAAAAGAGCAACACUGAAUGAACUGGUUGAGUAUGUUUCAACUAAUCGUGGUGUAAUUGUUGAAUCAGCGUAUUCUGAUAUAGUAAAAAUGAUCAGUGCUAACAUCUUCCGGACACUUCCUCCAAGUGAUAAUCCAGAUUUUGACCCGGAAGAGGAUGAGCCCACACUUGAGGCCUCUUGGCCUCAUAUACAGUUGGUGUAUGAAUUCUUCUUGAGAUUCUUGGAGAGUCCUGAUUUCCAGCCCAGCAUUGCAAAGCGAUACAUUGAUCAGAAGUUUGUACAACAGCUCCUGGAGCUUUUUGACAGUGAAGACCCCCGAGAGCGUGACUUCCUCAAGACUGUCCUGCAUCGGGUUUAUGGGAAGUUCCUUGGACUUCGAGCCUUCAUCAGAAAGCAAAUCAACAACAUUUUCCUCAGGUUUAUAUAUGAAACGGAACAUUUCAAUGGUGUGGCUGAACUCCUUGAAAUAUUGGGAAGUAUCAUCAAUGGCUUUGCAUUGCCACUGAAAGCAGAACAUAAGCAGUUCCUAAUGAAGGUUCUUAUCCCUAUGCACACUGCAAAAGGAUUGGCUUUGUUUCAUGCUCAGCUGGCGUACUGUGUCGUGCAGUUCCUGGAGAAAGACACAACGCUGACAGAGCCGGUGAUCAGAGGACUGCUGAAAUUUUGGCCAAAAACAUGCAGUCAGAAAGAGGUGAUGUUUUUAGGAGAAAUUGAAGAGAUCUUAGAUGUCAUUGAACCAACACAAUUCAAAAAAAUUGAAGAGCCACUUUUUAAGCAGAUAUCCAAGUGUGUCUCCAGUUCUCAUUUCCAGGUUGCAGAACGAGCACUGUACUUCUGGAAUAAUGAAUAUAUUCUUAGUUUGAUUGAAGAGAAUAUUGAUAAAAUCCUGCCAAUCAUGUUUGCCAGUUUGUAUAAAAUUUCCAAAGAACACUGGAAUCAGACUAUUGUAGCACUGGUGUACAAUGUGCUAAAAACCCUAAUGGAGAUGAACGGGAAGCUUUUUGACGACCUUACUAGUUCCUACAAAGCCGAAAGACAGAGAGAGAAGAAGAAAGAACUGGAACGGGAAGAAUUAUGGAAAAAACUAGAAGAGCUGCAGCUGAAGAAGGCUCUAGAGAAACAGAACAAUGCUUACAACAUGCACAGUAUUCUCAGCAGUCCCAGUGCCAAAUAAACAUCAGCCCCCCCGCCGGGCACCAGUUUUGUACACUUUUUUUGGAAUAUAUAAAAACUUCAGAGCAAACCUCAUCAGUAUAAUAUAAUUAGGAGGCCAGUUUUUCCUGGCAAGAGUAAGCGAAAGAAUUAUGGACUAAACAUUGCCCUGUGCUGUAUCAUGGCCACAGUAUAUCGUAAACUUUGUCUAAUCAUGGGUUGUGUCACUAUCAGCUGUUGAGUGAGGUGACUGGGAGUGAUGAGCGUGUCACUCCUUGAGCCCGGUUGUGCUGCACACACAGGUUGAGCUGCACACACAGGUUGAGCUGCACACACAGGUUGUGCUGCACACACAGGCUGAGCUGCACACACAGGUUGUGCUGCACGCACAGGCUGAGCUGCACACACAGGCUGAGCCUUCCUCUGCACACUUCCUUUAUCAUGUGCUUUCACACUGCACACAGCUGAGGCACAGCUAGGGCACAACCUUCGUAAAAUAAGCUGAGAUGUUGCCCUUCCCUUCCCUGUCCUAGAGAGGCGGGCAGGGGCGGGGAGUAAAGCCCAACCUCAUUAAAGAUACUGCCAUUCUCUGGGUUUUGCAACAUCUUACAUUUCUAGGCUUCUGAAGCACAAAGUAUUAAAGUUGGGGGAAAAGUAAACCAAAAUUCUGAUGUUCCCAAAUACCCCCCUUGAGCAGCAGCACCCCAGAGCGCGUGCGCGAAGCAGCACAGGUGGGUGGACCCGAGGCGCACCUUCAUUCCUCUCCUCCAAGGCCAGAGGCAGGGUCCCCAGGCCUGCCUGCAAGGUGGUGGCUCUGAGCCCCACAGUGUGACGCAGACUGCUGAAUAUCACCGCCUGGCUUUAUUUAAAGGAAAUGCAGUAGGCGUCCUCUGAAUUGACUGUAGAAGCCUUGUGUGUUUUCACCUGGUCAGGUAUUUUCCACACCUGUUGUUAUCAGUACCAUUCCAACCUCUUGCCUUGCAGUUGUAUGGAAAACUGUUUUAUAAUGAGAGAUCUUCACUGGGGACUGAGCAGCAUUUAAUAAAGUCUAUGUUUGUAUUUUGCCUUA